AUGUCUACCGAGUCCAUCAGCGUUAUUGUGCGCUGUCGAGGACGAAAUGAGCGCGAAUUGCAAAUGAAGAGCCCUGUGGUGGUACGUAUUCCGGACCAGUCGGGCGCGAACCAGGUCAGUGUCAACACAUCGCAGGAUUUCAUUACCAGCCAAGUUGCAGACACAAGAGUUUAUACUGUGGAUCAAGCCUUUGGUCCUGCGGCCGAUCAAACAGUGUUUUUCCGUGACGUUGGUCUGCCGUUGGUCAGCGAGUUCCUGAAAGGCUACAAUUGCACGAUCCUGGCCUACGGUCAAACAGGAUCCGGGAAAACGUACACCAUGUGUGGAGACAUCAGCGACAAGGAACCGGGAAGAGAUGCAGGGCUCGUGCCGCGCGUACUUUGCAAGCUAUUUGAAUGCGUGGACAAUGACUUUAUGAUUAAAUGCUCGUUUGUUGAGAUUUACAACGAGGAGCUGAAAGAUCUGCUUGGAGAUACAAAAAACGCCCGUCUUCGCAUCUUCGAGCGCAAGAACUCGAGCGGAAACGGUAUCAGGAUCGACGGUCUUGAGGAGCAUCACAUUCGCAAGGCUGGAGAGGGGCUGGAGCUUUUGAAAAAGGGGUUGGAACGUCGCCAAACGGCAGCUACCAAGAUGAAUGAUUUGUCUAGUCGGUCGCACACAAUUUUCAGCAUCACAUUGAUCCAAAAGAAAAAUGACUCAGAGUACCAGUAUGCCAAAAUGAACCUUGUGGAUCUGGCUGGGUCGGAGAACAUCAGCAGGUCAGGGGCGAUAAACCAGCGCGCAAAGGAAGCGGGCUCCAUCAACCAGUCGCUUCUCACAUUGGGCAGAGUCAUUAACGCUUUGGUCGACAAGAGCAGCUAUAUUCCGUACAGGGAAUCCAAACUUACGCGGUUGCUACAGGAUUCGCUUGGAGGAAAGACAAAGACCGUGUUAGUUGCCAACAUCUCUCCUGCUGGUGUGGAUACGCAAGCUACCACUAGCACUUUAGAGUAUGCUACUAAGGCCAAGGAUAUCCGAAAUACAGCCCAAAUCGGGCCUUUGAUAUCGGACAAAGUGCUGCUCAAAGAGCUUGUCGACGAAAAUUAUCGUCUGAAACUUGACUUAAAGGCCACAAGAAACAAGGAAGGAGUGUACCUGAACGAGUCCAACUACAAUGAGCUCAUGAUUAAUUACAAGAACCUCACCAGUGAAACAGAGGAACUAAGACGUCAAAACGAGCUUCUGACGAUGCAAGCCAACGAGAACGCACAUCUUCUGGAAGAUGAAAGAAGGGAAAAGCUCAAGAGCCUCCAGAGCAUGAAAGCAAUGGAAGAGCGACUUUCUCAGCUUGAAAGUGCUCUGGAGAGUCAGCGAUCUCGAGAAGUGAAUGUAAUAAAACUAACACAACAGGUCGUUGAGCAUUGCAACCAGGAAUCAGAAGAAAUGAUGAAUAGUCAGAGCCGGUACCAGAAGAAGCUGAAUGAGAAGCUUGAGGAACUGAUCAUGCCGGUGAUGCAACAUGUUGCGAAAAAAUCCCAGAAUGGUGAUGAUUUUGGCGUCGCCAAAUUGGGCGAGAAGAUCUCUGAACAAUUGCAGACCAUUGGAAAAGAGCAACAAAUGCUCACAAACCGAAUACUUGAGAAAACCGAAGAGCUACGUGCUUUCAGAGGCGAGUUGGAUAGAGUUUUCAGUGAACUCAAGAACCAGCUGGGCUUACUGAGAUCAGGAAUUAGCGAAUCACAAAACAACGAUACCAAGUUCGAUCACUAUCUACGUACUGUGUUUGACGAUAAGCCGAUCGUGCAAAAUGUCGCCGCCGAAUCAGAGAAAAUGAUAGAAGAGAUGAAGUCCCAGCUUAUUUCUCAGUUCUCGCAAUUUUCCAAGCAUCUGACGCAAACAACCAUCGAAGUGGUACUCAAUUCCACCAAGGAUAAAAUUUCCGAGGAGCAGACUAAAUGGGCCAUGAAUAAUUCCACGCUCGCGGAAACUUUGGCUGACCGUAACGUCAAAGUGUUGUCAUCGGUGGACCAGUGCGCAUCAUCUCUUCAGUCGCAUCUGGAGGCAAAUGUUGGAUACUUGAACUACCAAAAAGCCAAGCUAGCUAAUCUGAACAACUGUGUAGCAGCCACCAAUACAGACGUGGCCGAACAGUCUGAGAAACAAAACAAGAUACUCACGUCCUAUGAAUCGCUACAAUCGUCAAACAAAAAACUCGAAUUGACAAUGGGCCAGAUCAAGGAAAGUUUAUCAGACCUCCAUCAAGUCUUACCUCCCCCAAAACUGCACAAGCCUGUGCCAGGACUUCCAGAAUUGCAAAGGCUGAUUAACCAGCCCCUGCGCGAAUCGAAAAAUCGCAAAACACCGCAUUCCUCGCCAACUAAAAGAGCCCUGCCUCAGCCGUCUUCCGAAAAGCGUAGACACACACAGCAGAGCAAAUAA
Molecule: messenger RNA, 2418 nt
Organism: Ogataea angusta
Lineage: Eukaryota; Fungi; Ascomycota; Pichiomycetes; Pichiales; Pichiaceae
Exons: 1
Coding region: 1-2418 (805 amino acids)
Biological process (GO): mitotic spindle assembly; microtubule-based movement
Cellular component (GO): spindle microtubule; nucleus
Molecular function (GO): ATP binding; plus-end-directed microtubule motor activity; microtubule binding
Source: RefSeq, a predicted model, not a curated record